Parnassius apollo (apollo) is the source of this 444-nucleotide messenger RNA. NCBI's taxonomy places the organism in Eukaryota, Metazoa, Arthropoda, Insecta, Lepidoptera, Papilionidae. The record is from the annotation of a GenBank genome assembly.
AUGGGCGAUUUUAAUACAGAUCUCCUCACUCCGCACUUAACCCGUUCCUCUAAGCUCCUUCAAAUUGUCGAUUCGGUUGGCCUCCACAUUUUACCUUUACAAGCCACUCACCACAAUAUUGAUGUGGAGGAUACCUGGCUUGACUUAAUCCUUACCUCUGCUCCUUCUCUUGUCUUCUGCCACGGUCAACACUUUGCACCUGUUUUCUCCUAUCACGACCUCAUUUUCCUUUCUUACGUCCUUAAACCUCCUAAACCUCCAGCUAAAACUCUACACAUGCCUUGUUUUGGUCGCUUGGAUGUUGAAAAGCUUUGUGUGGAUGCAUCCAAAAUAAACUGGAACAGCGUGGUUUCUGCACCCACUGUGGAUGAAAAAGUUGGGGCUUUGAAUGAAGCUAUCCUUAAAUUAUAUGACGUACAUGCUCCCAUCAAAAAAGUUUUUUGA